This is a messenger RNA of Aspergillus steynii IBT 23096, 2046 nucleotides long. RefSeq names its product acetoacetyl-coenzyme A synthetase. Bases 1 to 2046 code for a protein of 681 amino acids. NCBI's taxonomy places the organism in Eukaryota, Fungi, Ascomycota, Eurotiomycetes, Eurotiales, Aspergillaceae. The record is from RefSeq and is a predicted model, not a curated record. Gene Ontology annotation, biological process: lipid metabolic process. Gene Ontology annotation, molecular function: acetoacetate-CoA ligase activity. The transcript has 5 exons. Gene Ontology annotation, cellular component: cytosol.
AUGGCUGCUCAAGACACUCCACGCAUGCUCUGGAAACAUCCGGACCCGGAGUCCACCCACAUGGGACGCUUCCAAAAGGCUCUAGAGCAGCACAUUGUGAAACAUUUCAAUGGGUACCAUGACCUUUACGAAUUCUCCAUCACACAGCCAACGACCUUUUGGGAUUUCUGUUGGAAGAACUUCAAUCUCAUUCACGAGGGAAGUUAUACCGCCGUUGUAAAUCAGUCGGCUCGAAUGGACAGCACCCCCCACUGGUUCACCAGAAUCCGACUAAACUUCGCCGAGAACCUAUCAUUCUCAGCCACGCCGUAUGGCCCAUCCACGAACGGAAAAGAAGAUGCGAAGAUUGCUGUGGUCGGGGUCCGCGAGGGCUUCUCCGAAUCACCCAUGUAUCUAACGUGGCGCGAGCUUCGAAGUCGCACAGGACGUUUGCUCCAGGCCAUGAAGGCCAAUGGGGUGCAAAAGGGCGAUCGCAUCGCCAUCUGUGCAAGUAACAGCAUUGACACCCUGCUCGUGUUCCUAGCUUCGACCGCGCUGGGGGCCCUUUUUUCUUCCAGCUCUACGGAUAUGGGCGUGAAGGGGAUCCUGGACCGGCUGGUACAGAUCAAACCCCGGUUCUUGUUCAUGGACGACCAGGCUGUCUAUAAUGGCAAGACGAUCGACCUUCGAUCCAAGAUGGAGGCGGACGUGAAUGGGUUGCAUUCCCUGCAGGAAUUCCGUGGGGUGGUCUCCCAACCGCGCUUUGCUUCCCGGCCAUUGGAUAUCAGCCAGAUAACCAAGGCGCAGCUGCUUGAGGAUUUCUUGGCCAAAUCUAACGAUGCGAGGCUCCAUUUUACACGCAUACCCUUCUGCGAUCCCUUUUUGAUCGUGUACUCUUCAGGCACCACCGGUCAGCCCAAGUGCAUUGCGCAUUCGGUCGGCGGGGUGCUCGUCAAUGCGUAUAAAGAAGGACACUUACAUUCGGAACUGGAUGAGUCCAGUACGAUGUUGCAGUACACCACAACCGGCUGGAUCAUGUAUCUUUCUGCUAUCCAAAGCCUUUUGUUCGGGUCCCGGGUUGUCCGUUAUGAUGGCAGUCCAUUUAUGCCGCGGCUUGAAUCGUUGAUUCGGCUUGUGGAGCAACAGCAGGUAACUCAUUUCGGCACAUCCCCGCGCUACAUGUACGAGCUUCAAUGCGCAAGCAUCCACCCGCGACAGAUUGCCGACUUGAGCUCGUUAAAGAUGGUGACCAGCACGGGGAUGGUGCUCCCCGACGCUCUGUUCGAGUGGUUCUACGACCAGGGCUUCCCACCACAUGUCCGGUUGAAUAACAACUCCGGAGGAACUGAUCUGGCCGGGUGCUUCGGGAUAGGCAACUCCCUGCUCCCUGUUCACGUCGGUGGCUGCGCUGGAAUGAGUCUCGGCAUCCCGAUUGACGUCUACGAUGCUAGCAUCGAAGGUGCUGGAGCGAAGGGAAGGUGUGUAGAGGUCGGGGUCGCGGGCGAGCUGGUAGCCACUGCCGCUUUCCCCAGCAUGCCGGCUUCUUUCUGGGGUCCCGAUGGGGAUGUCUGGACGCACGGUGACUUUGUUUCCAUCCACCCCGUCACCCGACAAAUAUUCUUCCACGGCAGGGCAGACGGCGUUCUGAACCCGUCCGGAAUCCGCUUCGGGUCGUCGGAGAUCUAUCAGGUCCUAGAAGCCGAGUUCCCUGAUGAGAUUAUGGACUCAAUCUGUGUCGGUCAGCGACGACCUCAAGAUACGGACGAGCGGGUGUUGUUGUUCUUAUUACUGAAGUCAGGGACCCGUUUCACACCGGAAUUAGUUGCCAGGGUGAAGGCCGCCAUUCGCCAGAAACUGAGCAGUCGCCAUGAUCCGAGCUUUAUCUUCGAGACCGCCGAAAUUCCGGUCACCGUCAAUGGAAAGAAGGUGGAGCUCCCGGUCAAGCAGAUCGUAUCGGGGAAGCAAAUUAAGCCUUCUGGCACGCUACUCAAUCCGGGGUGUCUCGAGUACUAUUAUCAGUUCGCCGAGGAUGAGCGGCUGGUUGCCGCGCGGGACAGUAAGCUCUGA